AUAGCGAAUCAAUGAUUGAAUUCUGAGUUUUCUCUCGCUUUCUGCGUUUACUCAUUACUAUGGCGCGGACAAAGCAGACUUCCAAAAAGACGACAGGAGGGCCUGCCAAGCGUGGUAUGGUACCGAAGUUCAAGAAGCUUACAGGCCAUGGCGGUAUUCAGGUUAUCAAAACCAUACAAUCUAAGGCAGCUUUACCGUCAGGUGGAAAGGCCAUGCUGAAGCCUUUGUGGCAUAACAUCUUCUGCGUUUUUUGCUGGGAUGGGGGCUCUCUGUAUGAAUGCUCCGUGUGCCCACGCGUAGUCUGUGUAGAGUGUGUCGUUGUUCCUGCGGAGUUCCAAGAACGUACCAAAGACCCCGAUGUUCACUUCGUGUGCCCUGGGUGUCAUGAAAUGCGUGGAAAGGGUUCCAGGAGUAGUAGCAUCAGGCCAUACUUCGGAUUUGAGGACUGUGAUGGAACCCCGGUAUUCAAGGUCCCCGCUACUAUUCAUGGCCGUAUCGAAAUGGCCAGUCGGUCGGAGAUAUCUAGCAAUCCCAUCCUUGUCUUGCACUUUGUCCUUACCGCCCUCGACCCUGCUGGAUCGCCUGCGGCCGUAAUGCAACAUCAGCUACGGCCUUAUAGGCCCAACAACGCCUUACAUUUUCACGAGAUUAUAUUCGACAUUGGGACAAAUGCGAAAGCUGACCGGCAUGUGGAGUCCAUGAAGGCACUCGUAGCCCGCCUGAAACCCCUGGAGUAUGAGCGUGUUGAAAUUUUCGUCUACACUCAUUCAGAGACUGACCGGGGUGACAUAUGGGGUGGGUUCGAGGAUGGCGAUUUUUUGCGAAGGGGGAAAAAUAAAGUCGCAACGCUAGGCGAUCCUGUUGCGUACCCUGUGGACGAUUUCUUCGCAGGGCUUUUUGUCGGUGGAAUAGAGGAUUAUGUUAGGGGGGCUACGCUAUGGAUGCUGAUUUGCGGGCACACGGUACGGAAGCACGACUCGUUCCAGCUGUUGAAAACUUGCAUAAAACAGUGGAACAUGCAUUUGCUUUUGGCGCUACAUCGUUUCACGCAUGCCUGACCAUACCGCUUGUCACCACCUAUGUCCGCCGCGUACUUGUUGAAGGUUUCGAGGCACAAGAAGUCAUUUCCGACCUGCUUAACGCAUGCUCUCGCUUUGCAGUGCAUUCCUCCAUCGUACACAUACACAACCCGACUGCCUUCCGCCGGCGUCAGCCUACCAUGAUAGAGUACCAUCAGGGAGUAAAGCACAUCUCAACCGCUACGGCCUCAAUGACUGUCUCAACAUAUACCUUCUUCCACGACGCCAACCAUCCGUUCGGGAACGCCCUGCCCUACCAAUGUCCGAACUGCAUGUGCGUGCGUCCAUGGAAGCACAUCGUCUCCAACCCCCUCAGCGCACCGAAUGAAAGUAGGUUCAUCUGCCAGCACCCGGGCUGCGGUCA
Suillus fuscotomentosus is the source of this 1443-nucleotide messenger RNA. RefSeq lists its product as uncharacterized. The transcript has 5 exons. The record is from RefSeq and is a predicted model, not a curated record. NCBI's taxonomy places the organism in Eukaryota, Fungi, Basidiomycota, Agaricomycetes, Boletales, Suillaceae. Bases 60 to 1058 code for a protein of 332 amino acids.